UUAUCGACAGUGUUUGCCGGAUAAUGAACUGUCAACCUGUUCGGUAAUAAGUAAAUGAUAAACAAUAAAAUGUUCUAGUCCAACGCCUUAUAAAUAAAAUAUAGAAAAUUAAGUAGUAGCGAGAUGUCAGCGAACAAUAAAAAUGGAUCACUACGAAUAUUUGCAGCGACCGUAUUGGCGGCGGGGGUGCGGUUCUGGUUGAUGCAUUCAAAGUACCAGAAAAUAAUCGCUAAUCACAUCGAGGUUUCGACUCCACUGAAUUCAUGGAAACGUGUGUCGGAAGGACUGUUCUUAAUAUCGAAGCACAUUAGUCCAUAUAAUGGAGAUUUGUUACAUGAAAGUCCGCUAUUGCUCUACAUGUACAAACAAUUGCUGAAGAUUUUCUGGAACAAUACAGGACUCAUGUUUAUUACGUUGGACAUGCUCACUGGAUUUGUCUUGUAUAUAACUACCAAGAAAUAUCUAAAUACACUGUAUAAAAAAGAGGAAAGGCAGAAACUUAGUUAUGCACCUGAUACCACAGAAUAUUUGUUAACAUUUGUGGAUUCCGUGAAGGCACCGAAUUUGGUAUUGCUGACAUUUUUGUUUAAUCCAUUUACCAUAUUAAACUGUAUUGGUUGUUCAACUGCUGUUAUAUUUUAUUUGUUUUUAUCCAUGUUUUUAUGUGCCAUGGUACAUGGGAAAGUAACCCUUAGUUCAGUUUUUCUGAGUAUUUGUACUUCUAUGUCAUUCUAUCCAAUUACAUUAAUUAUACCUCUUUGCUUAUAUUUUGUUAAUACUUUCUCAAGCAAGUUGAAAGCUGUUUCCAGUGUUGGACUCUUCCUAGCCAGUUUAUUUUCUAUUCACACUUUUUGUUAUAAAUAUGAUCCAAAAUACUUCAUGAAUGUGUAUGGAUUUAUCUUGAGUGUGCCCGACUUACAACCAAAUAUUGGUUUGUUUUGGUAUUUCUUCACUGAAAUGUUUGACCAUUUCAGGGAAUUAUUUAUUUACUCAUUCCAAAUUAAUGCGACAAUAUUAUAUUUAAUUCCAUUGGCAAUUAAGUUCAGGCAGCAACCUUUUCUACUGACAUAUGCUUUACUAUUUCUAAUCACUGUUUUCAAAUCUUAUCCCUGCAUUGGCGAUGUCGGUUUUGUUAUCAGUUUACUUCCGUCAUUUAUGUACCUAUUUAGAUUUUGCCAGCAAGGUUUUCCAGCAUCAGUGGUAUACAUAAUUACAACAACAUUAGCACCCAUUUUAUGGCACUUGUGGAUAUACUGCAAUUCAGCAAACGCAAACUUUUACUUUGGUGUUACCUUAGCCUUUGCUAUUGCGCAAAUAUUUUUGUUAACUGAUGUGCUUUUCGCCCAAGUGAAAAGGGAGUACUAUCUGAAAAAUGGAAAAAAUAUUAGCAUUAAUGGCCAGGAUGGAAAUUUAACUUUAGAAUAAACUUGUUUAAAAUUUAUAAAUACAAUUUUUAAUUUUG
Molecule: messenger RNA, 1462 nt
Organism: Aethina tumida (small hive beetle)
Lineage: Eukaryota; Metazoa; Arthropoda; Insecta; Coleoptera; Nitidulidae
Gene: PIG-U
Product: phosphatidylinositol glycan anchor biosynthesis class U protein
Exons: 1
Coding region: 124-1425 (433 amino acids)
Biological process (GO): attachment of GPI anchor to protein; protein localization to cell surface
Cellular component (GO): GPI-anchor transamidase complex; membrane
Source: RefSeq, a predicted model, not a curated record